This is a messenger RNA of Danaus plexippus (monarch butterfly), 1417 nucleotides long. Its product is annotated as CD63 antigen-like. The transcript is spliced from 6 exons. Lineage: Eukaryota; Metazoa; Arthropoda; Insecta; Lepidoptera; Nymphalidae. The coding region runs from base 194 to 913 and encodes 239 amino acids. The record is from RefSeq and is a predicted model, not a curated record. Gene Ontology annotation, cellular component: membrane.
UAGUAGCAACAUUUAUCAAACCUGUCUCAUUACAUGUCUAAAAGUGUGCAACGCAACUGGCAACAAUAAUUUAUUGUGGAUUUUCAGACCGGGGUGGAAACGACGUAGAAACUAUAACACUGCUGUUGUGUUUAUUAUCUUAUAAGUAAUUUGGCGAUUUUAUAUUUAGAAUAGAAGAAGUGUUAUUUUAAAAAUGGCUAUCGGUGCAGGGAUGUCUUGCGUGAAAUACUUGUUAUUCUCGUUUAAUCUUUUGUUUGCGAUUACAGGACUAAUAAUUCUUAUUGUUGGUGCCAAGUCCGAGAUCAAUGCACAUCCAUAUGUUGAUCUCACAGAUGAAAGUUUCUACACCUCGGCCCCCGUGAUCCUGAUCAUAGUGGGUUUGAUUGUGUUCGUGGUCGCUUUCUUCGGUUGCUGUGGUGCGGUCAAGGAGAACCAUUGCAUGAUAGUUACGUUCUCGGUGUUCCUGCUGAUGAUAUUCAUAGCGGAGAUGGCGGUCGGCAUCGCCGGUUACGUGAAGCACAAGGACUUGGAGACGUCCAUCGUCCGCACCCUGAACGAGUCCAUAACGCACUACUCCACAGACCCUGACGUUCAGAAGAACUACGACAUCAUACAGACCGACAUGCACUGCUGUGGUAUAUACGGCUACGAAGACUGGGCGCACACCAACCAGUCCCUCCCCACCACGUGCUGCGGCGCCCACGAGCUGGUGGAGGGCAGUGCUGUGGCCUGCACCGUGUCAUCGCCAGGACUCUACACCAGGGGCUGUCUCCCUCUCAUACUGGUGAAGCUUCAGGACAUAGCGCUCGUGCUGGGUGGAGUUGGACUCGGGAUAGCCUUUGUUCAGUUGCUCGGCGUGAUAUUCGCCUGCUGCCUCGCUCGCUCCAUCCGCAGUCAGUACGAGACAGUAUAAAACAAGAAACUAGUUUCCACAAACCCUCUACAACUCAUAUUCAUAUUAAGUGAAAGUAUAAGAUUACCAUUUAUUUUUUUAUGUUAUUUUAAAUUGAUUUACGAAUUCAUUGUUUUACUUUUCUUAAUAUAAUUAUGUAUAUUUUGAACGUCGGAUGUAUGUAUAGUAUCAAUAGAUGGCGCUGGCACAAACGUUCUAGAAUGGUCCGUCGGGAGCUCGGCGUAGAAGACUGAUGUAUCGAAUAGUUGAUUUCUAAUGGCCAAGUGAUUUUAUAUAAUGCACUUCACACAUUAUCUGAAUGUCAAUACUUAAAAGUAAUAUUUUAAGUAGUGUCUAGAUUGUUUCUCGAUGUCUGUAGUGCUGCACCCGUUAUGACUCGGAUAGUUACUAAGAAAUGCUUUGUCCUUACAAAGAUACUAUUUGUGUCAUAAACAAAAUUACUUAGAAUUCUUUGAAGUGUUUUAGUACCUAUUUAUAUUAUAAUAAAUCUGUAUAUUGUGAGAA